Ochlerotatus camptorhynchus is the source of this 506-nucleotide messenger RNA. RefSeq names its product blocked early in transport 1 (gene Bet1). Gene Ontology annotation, biological process: endoplasmic reticulum to Golgi vesicle-mediated transport; vesicle fusion with Golgi apparatus. The record is from RefSeq and is a predicted model, not a curated record. The coding region runs from base 85 to 450 and encodes 121 amino acids. NCBI's taxonomy places the organism in Eukaryota, Metazoa, Arthropoda, Insecta, Diptera, Culicidae. The transcript is spliced from 2 exons. Gene Ontology annotation, molecular function: SNAP receptor activity. Gene Ontology annotation, cellular component: SNARE complex.
CAAUAAGUAAAACAGAAACUCUACUCCGCGGUUGUUCCCGGUCGAAAUUAGCUGAUCAAAGUGGCGCAGUUUGGCGGAGGAACAAUGAGACGUUCUCAGGGCUAUGCCUACGAGCCGCUAGCCCAGAAUCCGGGCCCCAGCGGCUUGAGCAACGGCACCAACAGCCACGAUGCCCUCGAGGACGAAAACGAACGGAUGGCCGAUGAGUUGAAGGGUAAAAUCGGGGCUCUCAAAUCGCUGACGAUAGACAUUGGGAACGAGGUGCGAUACCAGGACAAGCUGCUGCGGGGAAUUGACGAAGAUAUGGACCGAACGGGUGGCUUUAUGUCCAAUACAAUUACGCGGGUCGUGAGGCUAGGGAAGGGAGGUCAUCGGAACUAUAUGUGCUACAUGUUUCUGUUUGUGAUGGUUGUGUUUUUUAUUCUGUUUCUGAUACUGAAGCUCAGAUAGUGUGAAUUCUUCGGCGGCAGGCGGGGGUGGAGUGAUUCAAUAUAGAUGUAUGCUAA